AUGUCUGAUAAGGGGAAGCCAGACAAAGGCGAUAGUGGCUCAGGUGGUGACGGUGAUGUAAAUAGGAGCACUAUUUUGAACCCGCCGUCCAGGGAAGAUAUUCUGCGGUAUCUGGGGUGGCUGAUCUUCUUUGUUGCCACAACAAGUUCUCUGGCGUUCCAGUUACUCAUACAAGCCAUCCAUGAGGAGCAGGAUGAAAGGGAUGUGGCCUGGAUAGCCAGGCAAAGCAAGUACAUGUCCUCUGUCGAUGGUGAGGAUGAAGACUACGAAGAUGACUAUGAUGACUACGACGACUACGACGACGACGACGAUGACUUCUACGACGAUGAUGAUGAGGACGAGGAAUUGGAGAACCUGAUGGAUGAUGAAUCAGAAGCGGAUGGGGCAGAAGAUGAGAUGAGCGUGGAACUGACUACUGGAGCUACCUACUUCUUUGACUUUGGACCCUGCUCCUGUGUUCCUGGCCACCAUUUAAGGAAGGAUGAAGUGAAGUGCUAUAAGAUUUAUGUCUUCCAACACCCUAAUUUCCUGGCAUCUAUACCAACGCAACCUAAGGAACCAAUGGGCUAUAGGUGUGAAAAUGCUGAUGAAGAGGUUGCAAUGGAAGAGGAGGAGGAGGAGGAGGAGGAAGGGGAGGAGGAGGAGGAAGAUGACGAAGAAAUGGGAAACCUGGAUGGAGAGAACAAAAAGAACCCGGACUCUGCAGAGGGCCCCUCACCUUAA
This is a messenger RNA of Apodemus sylvaticus (European woodmouse), 723 nucleotides long. RefSeq names its product tumor rejection antigen P815A-like. Bases 1 to 723 code for a protein of 240 amino acids. NCBI's taxonomy places the organism in Eukaryota, Metazoa, Chordata, Mammalia, Rodentia, Muridae. The transcript is spliced from 2 exons. The record is from RefSeq and is a predicted model, not a curated record.